Molecule: messenger RNA, 721 nt
Organism: Carcharodon carcharias (great white shark)
Lineage: Eukaryota; Metazoa; Chordata; Chondrichthyes; Lamniformes; Lamnidae
Gene: efna3b
Product: ephrin-A3b
Exons: 5
Coding region: 56-673 (205 amino acids)
Biological process (GO): axon guidance; ephrin receptor signaling pathway
Cellular component (GO): plasma membrane
Molecular function (GO): ephrin receptor binding
Source: RefSeq, a predicted model, not a curated record
UGAGUUGAGUUGAGUUGAGCACCGCGGGGUGGUUUUGGUGAGUCCCCCACUCGGGAUGAGUCUACCCCAGGACCUGCCGGAUCUUUCCGCCGCCUCCCAGGGGAGCCCAAGUUUGAGGAGAGACAGCUACACAGUGCAAGUGAGUGUCAACGAUUACCUGGACAUCUACUGUCCACACUACAACUGGUCUGUCCCCGAGCACCGAGUGGAGCAGUACAUCCUCUACAUGGUGAACUACGAAGGCUACCAGACAUGUAACCCCAACCUGGGAUUCAAACGCUGGGAGUGUAACCGACCCCGCUCCCCGCACAGCCCUAUCAAAUUCUCCGAGAAAUUCCAGCGCUACAGUGCUUUCUCACUGGGCUACGAGUUCCAUGCUGGUCAGGAGUAUUAUUACAUCUCCACUCCGACCCACCAUCAUGGAAGAACCUGCCUGAAGAUGAAGGUGUUUGUCUGUUGCGCCACGUCAACACAUCCCAGAGAGAAGCAUGUGCCAACCCCCCCUCAGUUCACAGUGGGUCAUGACAUGAAGACCAUAGAGGAUCUGGGGAACUACAAUCCCGAGGUCCCCAAGCUUGAGAAGAGUGUGAGCGGCAGCAACCCGAGCAGAAAACACCUAAAACUGACCGUGGUCUUGGCCUUGAUGCUACUCUUGACUCUCUUAGCCUCCUAGCUCUGCCGCCGGGGCCUGGCCUUGAGUGACCCAAAGCCUUGGGCGUAC